AUGGGGGCGUCUAGCGAGUUUGAGCUGCGAGGAGACGACACAGACAUACACUUUCUCGCUCGAUACGUGCCAUGCACUACUUGGGAGAUUCGAGCCUACUCGACUUGCCUCGCGCCCCACACCGGUCGUCGCCUCCGAACCCUGCCCAUCUGGUGCACGAUCUCCCUCAAUUCGGUCUCAAUGUCCGGCGUCACUUACAUGGAGCCUGUCUUCCCCCCUCCAUUCACCCGUCCCCAUGUCAAUGGUGCACGUCAUCCCUUCCUCUCGAAGGCGUUCUCCUCCCUCUCCUUUCGUCCUUCAUCCUUCACCUCUCCUGGUGCUCUGCAGUGCUCUACGCACCACUCAUUGCCGCAAAUCCUCAAGUGA
Messenger RNA from Cyclocybe aegerita, 366 nucleotides. The record is from the annotation of a GenBank genome assembly. Lineage: Eukaryota; Fungi; Basidiomycota; Agaricomycetes; Agaricales; Hemipholiotaceae.